UUUACGCGGCCGACGCGGCAGCUUGUCUUCGCUGUUGCGCGCCGGACGCGCUUUAUUUCUUUUUUUUUCACUUUUCCCACGAGAGUGAUGGUGAGACUGUGUGCUUCGUGAUCGAUCAUUUGGAUAAAAGGCCGGAUCAUUUAUCUGUCGGCGGCGACGACGAGGACGACGAGGACGACGAUGUGGACGAUAAUCUGUCUGCUGUGCGCACUGACGCUGCCGAUACAAGGCGAGCCGAUUCCGUCGAGACGGCGCGUUUGCGUGAUCGGCGCCGGUGCCGGUGGGCUGGAGUCGGCCAAGCAGGUCGCCGAGAGAAUCGACCAGUUCGAGCCCGUCGUCUUCGAGAAAAACUCGGACGUCGGCGGCUUGUGGAUUUACACCGACAGCGAGGACUACGACGAGCAUGGACUACCCGUGCACAGCAGUGUCUACAAGAAUCUCAGGGUGAACCUGCCGAAAGACCUAAUGGCGCUGCCGGACUAUCAGCGAUUCGCGGCCAAUCGCAGCUGCGUCGCCCACGAGAAGGUUCACGAGUACUUGAGAAACUUUACCGAUCACUUUAAUCUACGGCAGUUCAUCAGAUUCAACACGUUGGUGGAAAAAGUCAAACCGCUCGUCGAGGAGGCCGACGACGAUCGCAGCGGCGACUUCGACUGGCGCUCGACCAGGUGGCUUAUUCGCGCGCGCAAUCUGAAUACGAACAAGAGCGACGAGACCGUCUGCGACUCGGUCAUGAUAGCCAAUGGUCACUACGCCAAGCCGUACGUGCCACUGAUCCCCGGCAUGGAGAGUUUCCCGGGCAAAAUAAUGCACAGCCACACCUAUCGGAGACCCGAAAAAUUCGCCGGUCAGACCGUGCUGCUGCUCGGCGCUGCGUCCUCGGGCAAGGAUUUGGCGCUCGAGCUGAGCUCUCACGCCGAGACCAUUUACCUCAGUCACAAUAAGAAGAGGCUCCAAGGACUACCGGCCAACGUGAUCCAGGUGCCGGGAGUGGUGGUGGUGGCCAACGACAGCGAGCUCGUGCUCAAGGACGGCUCGAGGGUCAACGCCGACACGUUCAUCUACUGCACCGGCUACGCCUACGAGUUUCCGUUCCUCGACUCGAGCAGCGCGAUCACCGCCGAGGACAAGCGCGUGUACCCGCUCUACAAGCACAUGAUCAACGUCGAGCACCCGACCAUGGCGUUCAUCGGCUUGCCCUCCGGUGCCAUCACCUUCUCCAUUUUCAACGUGCAGGCCCAGUACUACCUCGCUCUGCUCCAAGGCAAGGCGGAGCUGCCGAGCCGCGAGCAGAUGCUGCGCGAGGCCGAGCUGCCGGCCGGCAAAUCCAAGAAUCUCGCGCACUUCCUCGGCCCGGCCCAGUGGACGUACUUCUCCGACUUGGCGAGAGCCGGCGGCUUCGACGAUCUGCCCCAGUUUUACCGGCUAGGCUUCACGCUGUGGGACGCUUACCGCAACGUCUACCUGACGACCUUCAAGGACGCCGAUAUACGCAUCUACGCCGACAAUUACGUGGAGAUAGUGGAGCCCAACGGCAGGCGAAUCAUCUUGGGAUGAGCGGACGGAGGCACUGUACGCCCGGGUCUGUCUGCCCGUACGCGCGCACUGUGAUUUUUUUCUUUUUUUAAGAUUCCCGUUGUUCCGUCGCGUGUUUCUGCCUGUAUUUUUUUCACUCGUUGCGCGAUCCUCAUCGAGCAAUAAACGAAUUCACGAUCCUUGUUA
This is a messenger RNA of Phymastichus coffea, 1722 nucleotides long. RefSeq lists its product as uncharacterized. The transcript has 7 exons. NCBI's taxonomy places the organism in Eukaryota, Metazoa, Arthropoda, Insecta, Hymenoptera, Eulophidae. The record is from RefSeq and is a predicted model, not a curated record. Bases 181 to 1557 code for a protein of 458 amino acids. Gene Ontology annotation, molecular function: N,N-dimethylaniline monooxygenase activity; flavin adenine dinucleotide binding; NADP binding.